Amaranthus tricolor (Joseph's coat) is the source of this 1525-nucleotide messenger RNA. RefSeq names its product calcineurin B-like protein 4. Lineage: Eukaryota; Viridiplantae; Streptophyta; Magnoliopsida; Caryophyllales; Amaranthaceae. The coding region runs from base 507 to 1154 and encodes 215 amino acids. Gene Ontology annotation, biological process: calcium-mediated signaling. The transcript has 8 exons. Gene Ontology annotation, molecular function: calcium ion binding; kinase binding. The record is from RefSeq and is a predicted model, not a curated record.
GGUCCUUUGAAAGCCGGUGUUUCAGGAUAGUGGCUGUUAAAGAGCAGUUUCCUGGGCUGGCAUAACUAAAAAAAGUCAAUUUUCACAGCUGCUAACAACUCUUUUUUACUUUGUGGGUUGGUCUUUUUCCAUCAUAAUCAUCUUCUUUUUGGGUGGUCACAGGCACCAUUUCAGCCUUUCAGGCUCUUUCAAUACCCUUCACAUGAUCAUUAAAUCUCCUUUCCUUACUCCUUUUUCUUUUCUUUAACCUUUGUAUGAUCAUUUGCUCUUGUAGAUUAAAACUUUAGUGGGCAGUUCUUACUUUUACUUCACAUAUUUCAUCUGAAUGUUGAAUUCACAUUCAACUUCAUGUACAUCAGAAACAACAAAAAAAAAAAAGCAUUUCAUUUCGCAUUUGAAGGAUUUUAAAUAAGAUCUCACCCGUUAAUUUGUUUUGGUUCAUGUAGCUAACGUUAUUGCAUUUGGAUUAAGGCUCGGACAUUAUUAUUGAUUGUUCACUAUUACAAAUGGGUUGUAGGAACUCCAAAGCUGCAAUAAUGACAUUACCUGCUUCUGAAAAGUUAUCUGUUCUUGCUGCUGAUACUGCUUUUUCUGAGGAUGAAGUGAAGCUUCUUUUAGACUUAUUCAAUAAACUUAGCAAUUCAGUUGUGAAAGAUGGUUUUAUUCACAAGGAGGAACUUCAGCUUGCCUUAUUCAAAAGUAUUACAAUGAAAAGCCUAUUUCUUGACAGAAUGUUUGAUCUCUUCGACAUCAAUCACAAUGGCAACAUUGAGUUUUCAGAAUUUGUUCGAUCAUUGAGUGUCUUCCACCCAAAAACUCCAAAAACCGAUAAGAUAAAAUAUGCAUUUCGGUUGUAUGAUCUAAGGGGAACUGGCUAUAUUGAACGCGAAGAAUUAAAGGAAAUGGUAUUAGCCCUUCUUCAAGAAUCUGAACUUUACCUCUCAAAUGAUGUAGUUGAGGCCAUUGUAGACAAGACAUUCAAGGAAACCGAUUUAAAAGGAGAUGGUAAAAUCGACAUGGAGGAAUGGGAAGAAUAUGUGGGUAACAAUCCCAAACUUUUAAAGAACAUGACCCUUCCUUAUCUAAUGGACAUAAAUCUUGCUUUUCCGAGCUUUGAGGUGAUCAAGGAAGCCGAAUGCUUGCAAAGAAAAUAAAAACACGGUUUUGAUAGCCGUUGCAGUUGCAGUUAUUGAACAUUUUUUGUGGUUAAUGCGGUUGGUUUUGCAAUCGUCACGGCGGUUGCUCCAACGGCAAUAUGCUCAAAGAAUUCUACCAAGUCUUUUUCGAAUAUAUAUACAAAAACCACUAAUUGUGCUUUUUUGUGAAUGGACUGAAUCUUUGUCAUAAAAGGCAUGAGCAAGGCAUGAGUAAUGGCUUUAAGGCCGGAAAAUAUAGGUUCAGGCUUGUUUAGGUUAUAGUCUGAGUUAUUUAAUUAAAUGUUUUAUUAAUAUUGAAUUAUGCAAUAUAUAAUUUAAUUAAUGACAAUCGAGUUGGUUUUUAACAUAUAUAAAGAUGAUUGUUCGAU